AUGAUAAGGAGUGGAAAAUUGUUUGGCAGCUUAAUUUCCCUACAGUAUGUUAUAGAAUUUCAGAAACGUGGGCUCCCCCGUGCUCAUAUUGCAUUUAGAGUAGCUGGAGGUGGUCCCAUUAAUAGUUGUGAUAUAGAUGCGUUUGUAAGAGCAACAAUACCAUCAGAAAAGGAAGCCGGUGGUCGUUUAAGAGAAUUGGUACGACAACACAUGGUACACGGUUCAUGUGGCAUGGACUAUUUGGGAUACCCAUGCAUGGAUAAAAAAAAGAAAAUUUUUAAUAAUCAAUGGAUUGUCCCAUACUGUCCCUCUGUACUAUUCCUAAUGAACUGUCACUGUAAUUUGGAAAUUGCCACAACAACUAAAGUUAUCAAAUAUGUUUAUAAAUAUUUGCACAAGGGACCUGAUCAUGCGUUACCCUCUGUAAUAGAAAACAUGAACUCACAAGAUGAAACUGAAAAUUAUGUAAAUUAUAGAUAUAUAUCUUCAUCUGAGGCUUUGUGGCGCAUUUUUGAAUAUAAUUUGUGUCACUGUCAUCCCGCGGUAGUACCACUUCCCAUUCAUUUGGAAAAUGAACAAUGCGUCAUAUUUCGAGCAGGAGAAGAAUCAGAUGCUGCAAAAGCAGCAAAAAUUCAUGGCUUUCUCAAUAAUAUAAAUGAAUAUAAAGAAGCAUUAGAAGAAGCACGUAAUUUUAAAAUGGCACCUCAAUUACGCGAAUUGUUCACAAUAAUAAUUUUGAACGGGGGACCUGCCAGAGUAUUGUGGGAUGAAUUUAAAACUUACCUAUCUGAAGAUUUCUCCUUAGGACUCACUCCAGAUUUGGCGAAUAAUAAAGUUCUCUCUGAAAUAAGUCGUAUGCUCAGAUGCCAUGGCAGCUCUUUACAAAAAAUGGGUUUGUCAGAAAUAAUUGAUGAUUCGUCUGAGUUAGGAAGGGAAAGAUUACGCUGGUCACCGAAGCUUAGAAGUACAGGAAAGAUUGUACUUCCUACAGCCACAACCGGGAUAGCAGCAAUAAAUCAUGAAGGAGGUAUUACAGCGCAUUCUAUGUUCAAACUUCCGCUCAAUAUACAAGAUGACGCCAUAACUUGGAACGUUACAGUUUCAAGUGAGCGGGCGGAAUUAAUAAAUGAAGCGGAUCUUAUAAUUCUGGACGAAGCACCUAUGGCGCAUAAAAAUUUAGUUCAAUGCAUCAAUCUAGGCCUGCAAGACAUUACACUAAAAAAAAUUUCAUUUGGAGGGAAAAUCAUUUUGUUAGCGGGGGAUUUUCGACAAAUUCCUCCAAUUGUACCCGGGGCUUCCCCAAAAGAAAUUAUUUCGUUAUCGUUGCGAAGUUCAGCAUUAUGGCAGAAUUUUUCGAUAUUGACUUUGUUGCACUCAAUGCGCGCGGUUCAUGAUGCAGAAUUUUCUGCAUUCAUACGUAGACUUGAGGAGGAAAGAUUUCUAUCAGUAAAACAAAAUGAUGGACUAGAUCUUGUAAAAACUUCCAAACAUUCCAUUUGA
Condylostylus longicornis is the source of this 1500-nucleotide messenger RNA. RefSeq lists its product as uncharacterized. The transcript has 4 exons. The record is from RefSeq and is a predicted model, not a curated record. Gene Ontology annotation, biological process: DNA repair; telomere maintenance. Lineage: Eukaryota; Metazoa; Arthropoda; Insecta; Diptera; Dolichopodidae. The coding region runs from base 1 to 1500 and encodes 499 amino acids. Gene Ontology annotation, molecular function: DNA helicase activity.